UCCUGCGCCCUGGACGGGAGCACGUGUGCGUGGCUUUGGAAGCCCCGAGGUCGGCUGGGCCGACGGAAGAAACGGGGGUCAGCCUUUAUUACGGCCGCCAAACUCCUGGAGCAUUUCCUUACCAGACAAGGGUGCGGACGAGCCGCAUUUGGUCCGCUUUUUAUUCAAAUCAGCCCUACAUUACCGGUUUUUAUGGGCCACAUGAGAAAACCCCGCGGUUGAAGGCAAAACUAUACUAUUAAGGAUGGCUAAUUAUCUUGAUCUACUCCUUUCGGUUUUCGAUCACACAAGUCCCUUCACAUUGCAGCCCAUGUAGCAUUUUUGGUCUAGAUGACGUCCAAAUGACGACAUUCGUCUUAUAUUAGUCCAUGGACUAAUAAGUUAGACGUCCAACUGACUGUGACGUAAGUCACAGCUUUAGUACGUCUAAAUGACCAAUCACAAUGACGCCUAGCUGACGAAUGCAAAAGCGUAAAUUAGACGUUAAGUUGAAUCAUUAUACAGAGUGAUUUUUUUUCGAUGACUAGUACAAGGAUCUUCAGAACUAGAGCAGUUACGAAGAAGGUCAACCGGACAAAGAAAUGCGGAAAACCGCAAUUCCGCCAGAACUUUUACCAAGAGUAAGUGCGGUAAAGCUUAACAAUACGAUCUGCUGUCACCCACGCACAAGCCCGCACGCACCGUACGCGCAGUCGAAAAUUCGAUACCGCUCAGCUAUAUUGCCAUCAAAGUAGAAAAUCCCAAUCAAAACAAACGUUCAAUAGAGAAUAGAGAGUUAUGGUGGGUUUAUACACGAGAAUAAGGAAUAACGCUUAAUGAUUAAGGCGUAUCUUAAAAGAUUGUUGUGCGUUAGUCCAUAGAGGUGUUUAUAAACCGAAUAGUGCCUAACGCUUAAGGAAUAAGGCUUAAGAAAGCUGCCAACUUUCAACUUUUAUCUUAUCUGUUAGGCGUUAUUCUAAUGAGGCAUGCGCAGUUUGUAAGAUAAAUGAUUUUCCAAUAUCCCAUGUGACCGCCAAACAUCGUAUUUACAGUUUGUUAUGAGGUUAGAAAACGAAAUUAUUAAACCAAAACGAACUACAACUUCUUCAGAGGACAAAUCCAUUUUAAUGUACAAUAUAGGUAUAUAUGAAAUAAGCUUUUAUUGGUAUGUUAUCGCGAUAAUGUUGACACAACCCUAUUGUUUCUUAAGCCUAUGCUGCAAUUUGAGUGGCUGUACAUAAAAUAAUAUUGUUCCUUAUUCUGCUUUAUAUACACCCCAAGUGGCGUUAUUCCUAAUAAAGCGUUCUUUUUAUGCCUUAAGCCUUAUCCUUAUUCUCGGGUAUAUACCCACCAUUAGGGCAGAAAGACCGAUUGGGUCGAUAGCCUUUUUCUAUAGGAAAUAAAGAUUAUUUAUAUAUAUAUACCCACCAUUAUUGGACGCUCAAUAAGGACAUGCAGUAAUAAAGCUAGUGGUAUUUUGAAACAUACGCGCCUGCGCAAUUGAGUCAGAAAAUAAGGGACCCCUUAAUAAGGGUACUGUUCCGUGCUAUUUGUGCAGCAAUACUGUACGCUUUAUUUCUACCUUAUACUGGCAAUUGACAUUUCUAACGUCCGCUUGCAGGUUAAGUCCACAGAUCACUAAUUUCUGUGGUCGGUGGCCACUGUGGAUACUGAAAGCAGUGAAUUAGGCAUUCCAAUAACUAUCAUUUCGUUAGAGAAAUAAGGCAAAUGCAGUGUUAAAAUAAGGAUUAACCUUAUUACUGCAUUACAGUACUUAUAAUUUCCAAUAACUUUCUAAUUGCAAUCUAGCAAAAUUUGAUAAAAGUCUGGUUCAGUUAUACUGCAGUUACUGCACCGCACAACGGUACACACACUAUAAGUUGCAAGACCGGCCAUUGUCCAAAAAUUUCCAACUUUAAAACUUAACUUUUAAAUUCUGGAGUUUUCAAUUUGAUGCGUCGUUGGUUAAGGAAGUGGUAAUAAUAAUACUGGCAACUGCGCAAAAAAUUUGGACUGACACGCCGGCGCCAAGAGCAAAACCAUCAUGGCGGUGCCUUUUGAUUUGUUUUGGAAAUUGGUGAAUUUCAGAGGGUGAAAAGUCGUGAAAAACGGCAUUUUCUCGAAAAAUCUAUAGGAAAAAUGUUGAUGGUUAUGAUAUUUUCUAUAAGGUGGACAUAGUCUUAAACGGUAACACGGCAGUCCUGAUAUCAGAUUACCUUAGCAAAAAUUAAAAAUAAAUAGCGAUUUGGCUUUUGUUGACCAUAAGCAACUUCUCGCCUUCCUGAACCCCUAUGAAACCCAGACGUAUAUGAGAGAGAUGAUAAAGAGAGAGAAAACGGCAACUCGACUAGUCCUUUAAGUCCUUAAAUUUCUAAUAAAUAUCAGGUGCUUGUGUCGUUUGAGUCCUUCCAAAUUUUCAGUUUUUCUUCCCUUUUUUCAAAAAUUUCCUGUAUGGUCCAUAAAUUAAGCUGAAAAACACUCACAAAGUUUGAGAAAAAUUACUACUUUCAGGCUAAAUUUCGAGUCCCAAAAAAAAAAAACCCAAACUGCGGCAAAGAUUUUUAGUUAAUAAAAUCUGACUAACAGCGCGCUAGAUAACCUCAAUCAAUGGACGACGUUGGAAAAAAUGCUCAAACUUUUGCGAAAAACACUGGUGAAUUUUUUUUCGCAAAAAGUGCUUAAUUUGAAGUGUUCUUUAAGGUAAAAAUCGGCGACAUUUAGUUGCUCCUCGCAUAUUUUGCUUAUACAACAAUAAACAAAUAAUUAAGAGAAGUAUUAAAAUAUAUGAUCAGUCAAUAACGAAGUAAGUAUUCAUAUAUUUAUUACUAUUUUUUUUUAAAAACAAAUAACAUUAUUAAUAGACGGUUGAAAGCCGCCAGCAGCCAUUACGGUGUUUUCUUGGUUGCGUGAUAUCUGGCAUACGGACGCAAACCGCGAAUGUUUGACAGCGACAUUCAAUUGUCUGGAACUUUGUGGAAAAACUUAUCUGACAUUAAUUUUGCUAGUUUUUCGGUUUUUCACGCUUUCAAAAGUUAUUUCCGUAAUCAGAAUCAAUAAAAUGAAAUCCAAAGCUUUUGCGUCGAUGAAUUUGGUAAGAUUUGUACUGCAUCUUAUAUACCCUGUUUUUAGCAGGCUUUUGUCGGAAUAGUUUUUCAUUAUGCUUUAGCAAUCACCCAAAUCCAAGUUAAACAUUGAAAACCUAUUCAGAAUGUUUCGUUGCGUGUUAUGUUCUACAAGUAUUUAAAAUCUACAUUUGUUUUAGUUUUUUCGGCUUACAAUUUCAUAUCUUGCGCCAUUCUUUAUUCCUGCUAGGUUUUCAAGAGGAAAAUACGAAACGUACGUUCGAAAUUCAAGAGGCGAUUUAGAAAACUGACCUCAAUCAAAAGCGCAACUUUUUUUGUUUGAUUGAAUAUUGAAGAGCAUUGCAGAUCUAUAUUAAAUAUACAGGGUGUUUAAACUAUCGCCUACAUGAGUAUUUCUUUACCUGAGGUUGUUUCAUGCCGAAACGUUCAUAUAACAUCGGUGCGCAAAUACACUCACUUGCAAAAGUCUUGCACCCCCCCUGUAUUCACUACAUACGUUUAAUUUAUACAAAAUUGUUUUAUUGGUAAAUAAAACAUACUUGUUUACAAGUAAACAAACUGAUGGAAUUGAUGAUGUUGAUGAUUCUGUAAAAAUUGCACCUUUAUAUUGAUUUCUAUUAGGGCUCGGAAUCAAACUCGAAUAAUUCGAGUAUUCAAAUAUUGUGUAGAGGUGCACGCUCUAUUACGAAUAUAAAUUUAAGGCAAGUGUGAACUCGACUUCUAUUUUAUCGUCGUGUGAUUGAAAAAGGAAAGUUUCCCUGCAUGCGAACGUUCAAGGGCGGAUGCAGGGGGGGUCAUGGGUGUCAUGAGCCCUCCUUGGGCUGGGUUUAUAACGACUGACAAUAUUUUUUCUAAUUGCAUAGGCAACAAAAGACUGAAUUUCUACUACUUGACCCCCCUGACUCAAAAGCUGGAUCCGCCCUUGUGAACGUUACCAUUCAGAAGAUAUUUAAAUUAAAUCGCACAUACAAGCUAUAAAACCUUCACCAUUAUGAACUGAACUCUAUUACACCAUUCGAUCUUUAACUUCAAAUGAUAAUCAUAGAGCCAUCACAAAAAAAGUAGGAAAAUUAUACAACUCGUCUUCGGGCAGAUAUAUGAGAAUUAAAUGUAUCCAUGAGCUAAUAUCAAGUCAGCUAGAGAACCUUCCAGCUGUAGCUAAACUGUUAUGUUUAUUGGAACAUUGUAAUGAUGCAGCUUUAAAACAUUUUCAAACUUCAAUUUGUUUACCAUGAGUAAUCCGUCGUGUGUAAACUACAUAAAAAUCCCCUUUUUUUAAUUAUGUGAGAUGUUUUAAGAGAUAGUUUUAGCUUUCCUACCAUGAUAUCGCAUACAUUUUUCAAGUCGCGCUUAUGUAUUCUUCAGGUUUUAACGAACAGCGAUGUAAAAAACUCAGUAAACACUUUCCAACUAUCCAAGAAAUAUGCCAAGAGACUGGUGAAAAUCUCGAUAUUGAACAUUAUUUACCAGCGAAUUGCGAUUUCUGAGAAGGAAUUUGAGGUGAAGAACUAUCAAAACAUUCCCUAUAGAGUAUGUAAACGCAAAUCUCAAAAUACUUUUAUCAGGGUAUAUUAUCAUUCGGCUUCCAAUGGUAUCAUUGAAGCUAUAGAAAAGGAUUAUCUGAAGGAAAUUGCAAUGCACAUCAUCGGAAAAGAUAGUGACGAGCUCUUGGAAACUUACAACAUAAAAAUUAAAUACAACAAGCAAGAUUCCAAGUCUAAUCAGAAAAGUUCAGCAGUAAAAGCCGCAACCAUGGAGUACUUUAAAGUUCUGACUGGAAUACCAGGGAAGAAGUGGCAAGAAGACAAUGUGAAAAUGUCUUUCGAGAUUUUUUAUAACAAAGGCGUUCCAAUUGAAUAUGAGCCUCCUAACUUUGAGCCAACCAAAGAACUGCUGUGUUCUAACCCAAAUAACUUAACAAGCUUGGGAAAUAUUUCCACUGGCUUUCAUAAAGUUAUUUCGUGGGGCCGCGGCGCAAAUUUUGCCGAAGUUCGAAAACUUACCCAUUCUGAAAACAGUUCAGUCCCAGUAAGUAAUGCGAAAAACAAUUUGUUGGAGGAUGAUGAUAAUAUGGAAGACAUCCCUGAGCUGAAGCGGAAACACAACAAUGGUACAUGCGGCGAAAAUGCGUCAAAAAAACAUAAACUGCAGGUCAUAUCACCUAAUAGUGACAUAAGUACAAAUGGAGAAAUUGAUUGGGGAAAUAUUUCUAUCCUGUCCAGUGAAGACACAUACUGUCCGUGUAAAUGGCGACUGCCUGACAAAUAUGAAACCAUAAAAUGCACCAAAUGUUUUGGAAAAGUGCAUUUAGCAUGCCACGGAUACAUCAGUAUCGAAGCUGUUGAUAAAACUAAGUUUAGCUGCUAUACAUGCGUAUAUUCUAGAACUAACCAGAACAAAUUAAACAACAUGAAUAUGUUGAUGAAAAUGAGGUAAGUUUUAGCUUAACCAUUCCAUACAUCCGUUUUCAGCAGGCAUAGUAUUUCGUUAAAUUGUUACAAAAAAGCUCAUUUUAUUUUCGGGAAAUACUUGAUUAUCGAAGUCCCAAUGGCAUCAAUGUGCGUUGUCUUACGUAAUUUGAAGACAAGUUUACAAUGUUUGAAUUGUUGUCCCACUCGUAGUUGUCAAGCAAAUACAAUUCGUGCCUUGUUUUAAAUAUAAUUUUAUGGAUUAAUUUGAAAGUUUGCUUUUUAAUAAAACAUCUUAUUAGCAUUACCAUAGCUAUGACUUCUGACGCGUAUAUCUUCAGACUGUCUACAGUCAAUCUUAAGUCCGUGUCCCAUCUGAGUAGGCCUAGGUAACUCAGUGAAUUUUUAGGAGUUGGCGCAGUGCUUCGCAAAUGGUCUGGUGCGCCAACUCGCACCGGCGCACUAACUCAGUUCCGUUGCUAGGAAAAUGUUGAUGACUUUUUUUACUUGAUUUUAGAUUUAUUUUA
Molecule: messenger RNA, 5997 nt
Organism: Dendroctonus ponderosae (mountain pine beetle)
Lineage: Eukaryota; Metazoa; Arthropoda; Insecta; Coleoptera; Curculionidae
Exons: 6
Coding region: 4383-5498 (371 amino acids)
Source: RefSeq, a predicted model, not a curated record